Messenger RNA from Anopheles stephensi (Asian malaria mosquito), 571 nucleotides. RefSeq lists its product as uncharacterized. NCBI's taxonomy places the organism in Eukaryota, Metazoa, Arthropoda, Insecta, Diptera, Culicidae. Bases 73 to 540 code for a protein of 155 amino acids. The transcript is spliced from 2 exons. The record is from RefSeq and is a predicted model, not a curated record.
UGUUCUGGCUAUUUGUUUACCUUUCAAGCGACGCGCAAACGCAUUCCUCAGUUCACGAAUAGCAAAAAUACGAUGGAGAGAGUUUUCGACCAAAAAACUUCACCGUCCUCAAAAGAUGGCACAAGUGGCAGUGUUUACGAGCGUCGUAAUGAAAUAGAAGGCAAAAUGGAUCAGGAGUGUGAAGCAGCAAAGGCCACUUUACAAACUACAGCUGAAUCUGAUUCGGAAGAUGAAGUGGAAAAUUUUAGCUUGGCGGCUGAACAGGAAGCUUCGUCCGAUAGUGAUUCCACAUCCCAGCCACAUGACACCAACCAGAACGAAACCAUGUUGGAUAAGUUGCCCAUUACUACGAUUUCGGAAAUGUUUAGCGUGCUGUCCAAACAAAUCACAAUAAUGCUGGAGAAUACCAUAGAAAUUGGACGGAAAACCGAUCGCCUCCAACAGGCCGUAGCGGAAAUAUCGGACCGAAUGGAGCUGGUCGAGCAACAGGUGCGCAUUUCGGAUACGCGGCAAAUGACCCAUGUAGUUAAGGAAGAAUAAAAAAAAUCCAACAGUUUAAUAGGCGACUUGA